Doryrhamphus excisus (bluestripe pipefish) is the source of this 4637-nucleotide messenger RNA. It is a transcript of the gene pcdh12, whose product is annotated as protocadherin 12. Gene Ontology annotation, cellular component: plasma membrane. Gene Ontology annotation, molecular function: calcium ion binding. The record is from RefSeq and is a predicted model, not a curated record. Gene Ontology annotation, biological process: homophilic cell-cell adhesion. Lineage: Eukaryota; Metazoa; Chordata; Actinopteri; Syngnathiformes; Syngnathidae.
GGGAGCAAAAGUUUUCCAGAAGUGGAGGAGGGAUGGCAGCAGUCGCUGGAGUGGAGCGAGGAUGGAAAACGGGAAGAACGUGUUGUUCUGAUUAUCUUCUGAGAAGACCGGACUUGGUGGACUAAAUCUUUAAAAACAGGUUUUUGUUUCUUUUCCAUGGAAGAAAAACGGAUUCGCUCCACAAUUUGAUUCAUCCACAUGUGACCUGAAGCUCAUUUGAAGGCAUCUCGUUCUCCGGAAGAUCUUUGGACAUGUUUCUUUAGAAGGUUUGUUCAUCAUCAUGAUGCUGCUGGUUCUGAUUGUGGUUCUCAAUCUGGGCUCUCGGGCCCGUAGCGCAGAGUCGUCAUCCAUAACAGUCCAGUACCGCAUCUGGGAGGAGCAACCUGUGGGAACUCGGGUCGGAUGUCUGGUGGAUGACCUUCGCCGUAUGGAUCAGGAAGGUCCUUUGGAGGACUUCCAGGUCGUGGAACACGGUAGGGCGCUUCCCUUUUCUGUCAACGCUCCCGACGGAAUCGUGUCCACUCAGGGUCGUUUAGACAGGGAGGAGUUGUGUCGUGAUUCGGAAUUCUGCGAAGUGGCGUUCAGUGUCCUUUACAAAAAAAACGGUGCCAUGAACUGCUUGCGUGUUCACGUGGAGGUCAUGGACCUGAACGACCACAGUCCAAGCUUCGCCGGUCCGGCGCAAGAAGUGGAGAUCUCCGAGACGGCGAGCCUACGGAUAAGAAUCCCGUUGGAAUGUGCGGUGGAUCCUGACGCGGGAGCCAACGGUCUUCAAAGUUACUCGCUUUCUGUCAAUCAACACUUUGCAUUGGAUGUUACGAGUGCUGUGGGCGGGACCAAACAAGCGGAGCUGGUGGUGAUCAAAGAACUGGACAGAGAAGUCCAAGCAUCUUUCGAUCUAGUCCUGGUGGCUUGGGACAAAGGGAACCCUCCGAGAUCCGGAAGCACAUUAAUCCGUGUUAAUAUUCUGGACUCCAAUGACAACAGUCCCACUUUUGAGGACAGCGCCCCCACUGUGGAGAUACCCGAGGACACAGUCCGAGGAACAACCAUAAUCCACCUGAAAGCCGAUGACCCGGAUCAGGGAACCAACGGGGAAGUGGAGUACUCGCUAAGUAAACACACACGGCCCAAUAUCCGGAAACUUUUCCAAGUGGAUCCACAAAGCGGUGCCGUGAGUGUUAGAGCUCCUUUGGACUACGAGGUCCAGGUCUCCUACGAAGUCAUCAUCCAAGCCCGCGAUCGUGGACCCAAUUCUAUUCCGUCUCAUUGCAAGCUACACGUCAAGCUAACGGAUAUUAACGAUAACGCUCCGAGGAUACACAUGACUUGGACUCAUCCCAAUUCAGAUGCGGCAACGGUUCUGGAAGGAGCGCCGGUAAACACGUUCCUUGCGUUGGUCAUGGUUUCUGAUGCCGAUUCCGGAGAAAACGGGAAAGUUACAGCAAUAAUGCAGCGAGAUUCCGGUCCGUUCCGACUUGAGAAGGUACACGGGGAGAAUUACAUGAUCGUAACGGCGGGAUUCCUGGAUCGGGAGAAGGUGAUGGAUUAUAACGUGACGCUCCUGGCUCAGGAUUUUGGAGAUCCUCCGUUGUCUUGUGUUCGAUAUCUUCCUGUUCAUGUUCUGGAUGAGAACGACAACGCUCCGGUUUUCUCCUCGACGGUUUUUAAAGCGUCCUUCAUGGAGAACAACGUCGCCGGAUAUCGCGCACUGAAAGUGGAAGCUCAUGACGCCGACUCGGAAUUGAGCGGUAGAGUUCUGUACUACAUUCGGAACUCCACCGAGUCCUUCUCGGUGCAUCCAACAAGCGGCGUCGUUAAUGUUCUUCGCCCUCUGGACUACGAAGAAUCGCACUCGUAUUCGUUCCUGGUGGAAGCCGUGGAUCAAGGUCAUCCGCCUCUUCGGACCGUUGCCGCCGUGGAAAUCGAAAUCCAGGAUAUGAAUGAUAAUUAUCCGAUUAUCACGGAUCCGAGACCGAAACAAGGUGUGGCUUCCUUAGUCGUUCCGGUUAACGCAGAUCGUGGCGAGAUUGUAUCUGAACUCGGAAGCGACGCUGACGACGGAUCGGGAGUUUUUCCAAUUGAAGAUGGUUUUCAUGGAUUUCUUGCGUCCACUAUAAAAGCUGAGGAUUCCGACUCGGGACUGAACGGACGACUCCAGUACUUCAUCACUGACGGAAACGGGAAUGGGGUCUUCUGGUUGGACCGCACCACUGGCCGACUUUUUGUUAACACCACCAACGCAACCGAACUCAUCGGUAAAACCGUCACCGUCGGCAUUUCCGUAUCUGAUAUGGGCACGCCUAGUUUAGCAACCAAAGCAGCACUGGAGGUGACGUUCACUAACCUCAAGGAUCAUUUGAAGAACUCGUCUCCCGGCGACCGUGGGCGGCUCAGCUUCGCCAUGAUGAUGGGGAUCUGCUUAGGGGUGACGUGCCUGCUGUUGUUGCUAGCCGUCACCGUCGUGACGACGGUGUGUCGCCCGGAUAAACGGGAAAACCGAGCCUACAACUGCAGGAAGGCUGAGUCGACGUAUACUCGGCACCCUCGACGGCCGCAGAAGAACAUAAGGAAGUCGGAUAUUCAGCUUAUUCCCGUGAUAAGGGAAAGAAAGGAAGAUCCUCCUUUGGAUCAGAGCGAGACGACGCCACUAGCUCCGGAGACGUCACAUGACCAGGAAGCUGAGAAACACUUUGAUUUUACGCCGUUGAUGUUGAACUCGAGCUUCCGUUCUCAAAGUCACCUUGACGGGGAGGCAUCUCACGGCAGAACGCUGCGGAAACCCGGAAACAUCGAACUGGACGCCGCUUUACCUCUGACGCCACCGAUAUCAUAUCGGACGCUUCGGAAGGCCAGGAACCCGUCAUCGUCCUCUUCAGCGUCACGUUCGAGUACCUUGAAGCGGGAGAAAGCUGAGACGCCCCAGGCGACCCUCAGGAGGCCGAAGACUUCAGAGGGUCGAGAACUGUACGAUGCGGAACAUCGAAGGAUGCUGCGGAAUCUGGUGCGGCUGUCCAUGGUGGCGUUGGCUGACUCCAUCGAGCUGUCGUCAGCUUCCCCGGAAGUUCAGCAGAUCUCCCAGCUCCUCUCCCUCCUCCGCCAAGGUCAACUCCAGCCUCGACCGAACUUCCGAGGGAACAAAUACUCUCAUCGUGCUGCUGGCAGGUAUGCAGGUCAGGACGGUUCUGAUUGGCAGAGCACCAAAGACAGCGGACACGGCGAGAGCGAGGCCGGGGACGUGGAUUGGGACGCGGGAAGAGACUCGCCCGUGGACCCUCAACUUGAGGAGGGGCUUCAUAACCUGCUCAACAACUCUGAAGACGUCUUCUCGGAGGUCAGCGACCCGGCAUGGAUGGCCCGCCUCUCCCUGACGCUCUCCGGAGAUUACCAUGACAACGUCUUCGUCCCGAACGCACCGCCGUCCUCUGAUAGCGAACUCCUGCCCCGAGACGGCUUGGACUCGUCGUCUUCCUUCUCCACCUUUGGAAAAAGUCCGGAAAAGGACGGCCCACUGGGCGGGGCCUUGCUGUCCGAGGUCAGCACGCUCUUCGAGAUGCUGAUGACGCAGAAGGCCGACACCCACCCCGGCCCCCGAGCAGACGUCCUCUACCGACUGUCCUCGGCGUGUCGACGCUCGCUGGACUCGGACGGCCCCACGCCAACUGUGAGCGGCACGGUCCGAAGCCUGGCCCCGCCUUCUGCGCGCUUUUAACACUGGAAAAAAAAACAAUAGAAUGAGGACACUUUUCUUAUGUGAUUGACAGUUUUAAUUUUUAACUGUUUAAUUUAAAGUUGCAGACUUUUCCUUCGAUUGAGGUUUUGCAGAAUACAACAAAAUGAAAGAACGUUUCCCCAACACGAUCAUCGUCAGUGUAAACAUAGCCUGGAGAUGAAUAGUGACAAAGGAAAUCAUGAUUUGUUGUAAAAAUAUGAGAAAUGGAGAAGUGGAAAAGAAUGAAGCGGAAACAGGAAGUAGUUUAACGGAGAAUAUAGAAUUAGUGUUGCCGCUAAUGACCACAGGAUGACUUUGAUGUUUUAAAAUGAGGUGGGGCGGAUGGGAUGUAGGAGGUCUUGGGGGACCGGGUGGGGGUGAAGUGGGGGUUGAGGGGCUUGGGUCUCAGAUGUUCACCUGCUGUGCACACAUGCUGACCACAUUCAAAGUUCAAUUAGUGGACUUUCAUGUUGAAAUAACAGCACUUUGUACAUAUUUUUUUAAUUACCUUUUCAACUCUUUUUCAUACUUUUUUUUUCUACAAUAAACUCAACUUAAAACCUUUCAAGUUUUGAUGAUAACGAGGGGAACGUCAACUCUUAAUGUGUGUGUGUGUAUGAUCAAACGUUAUUCAUGCUAGUCCUUACAUAUGGAUGACUUACCAAUUAGGCAGGUUUUGUUGUGCAAGGCGUCCUCUGGUGGUCAGCUGGUGCAAUUACAACCAACCUAUACAAUUAGUGCUUCUUUGAUGAUGUUCUAUGGUUUUCCAAACCAAAGACAAACCAUUCCUCUGGUCAACGUCGGAUUUGGAAGGAUUUGAAAACAUUUGUUUCCAUGGUGCUCGUACAUAUUGAUGAAUGGAUGGAUGGCCGGAUAGAUGAUUGGAUGAUUGGAUGAUGGAUGGAUGAAUGAAUGGAUUGAUGGA